GAAAGGAUUUGGUUAUAAAGGCUCCUGCUUUCACAGAAUUAUUCCGGGAUUGAUGUGCCAAGGGGGUGACUGCCCAUGCCACAAUGGCACAGGCAGCAAGUCCAUUUAUGGGGAGAAAUUUGAUGAUGAGAAUUUCGUCCUGAAGCAUGCAGGCCCUGGCAUCUUGUCCAUGGCAAAUGCUGGACCCAACACAAAUGGUUCCCAGUUUAUCAUCUGCACUGCCAACACCAAGUGGCUGGAUGGCAAGCAUGUGGUCUCCAGCCAGGUGAAAGACGAUGAUGGCAUGCAUGUUUUGACAGCCAUGGAGCACUAUGGGUCCAGGAAUGGCAAGACCAGCAAAAAAGAUCGUCACUGCUGA
Molecule: messenger RNA, 358 nt
Organism: Artibeus jamaicensis (Jamaican fruit-eating bat)
Lineage: Eukaryota; Metazoa; Chordata; Mammalia; Chiroptera; Phyllostomidae
Product: peptidyl-prolyl cis-trans isomerase A-like
Exons: 2
Coding region: 53-358 (101 amino acids)
Biological process (GO): protein peptidyl-prolyl isomerization
Molecular function (GO): peptidyl-prolyl cis-trans isomerase activity
Source: RefSeq, a predicted model, not a curated record